AUGGAUGGCAGAGAUUUUGGAGCUCCCCGAUCCGUCCACGUUCCUCCCCCGUUGUUGUCGGGGCUCGCCGUGGAGCCUCACCGACUCGGGGCUGCAGGAGCAGCCGGGAGGAUAGCUUCUUCACCCGGCCACUUGGCAGCGAGUCACCCGCCACCUCUCCACUCCGGCAAAUUCUUACCAUCGGCCAUUAACCUGCACGCGCACCACAGUGAUGCCUUUCCAACAGGAGCCAAUCCCUUCCUGGCGGGUUAUCCAUGCCCCUCCCCCUUGACCUCUGACCCUGCAUACAGAUCAGCCAAUCCCAGUGGCUUGCCGAUGGCUCAGCUCUGGGCAUCACACGCUCACGAAGCCUACCCUCUUCCUGGCAGCCUAUACUCAAGCCCCUACCUAUCUCUGGGGCACUUGGACGCACCAUCAAUCUCCCAGAGUCACCUAUAUGAAUCACAUAAAGAGAGCUUUUUUCUGCCAGCUGCUAUCAGCCAGUCGCCCCUCCACCCCCCAUCGGCUCCUCAAAGCACACUGCCCAGCUUGACACCGCCCCAAAAGGCGUCCCGAGACGGAGGCAGAGAAAGGUCCUGUCGGGGAGAACGUGAAAGAGACCGAGAGCGAUCACGAGAGGAGCUGCGACCUCACAAUGUGGUGGAUCUCACGCUGGAUGGGAGGAGCGAGGAAGACCGUCGGGGACGCCUUGGGGAUAAGGAGCGAGAGAAAGAGAGGGAAAGGGACACACAGAGAGAUGGUUGGUCUUUACAUCCUCACCACCAUCAACAGAAAUCAAACCCGCAGCCCUCCACUGCGGAGUCAAGGUCAAGGCCAUCACCUGCGCUUCCCUCAAUGUCUCCAAGCAGGGGUGGAGGGAUCACCCGGCUUCAUGGACACGAAACGGACCGGGGAAGUCGGGAGGGGGAGGGCGUCUCAAGAGCCCACCAUCACUCUAACCGUUACUCGAAUAACUCAAACUUCCUGACAGCCUCUGUCUCAGAACGCCAAAGGAGGAAUGACUCAACACUAGCAGGGACACUCCAGUUCUCCUAUGCCCUUCCUCCUUCCCUGCAAUCCUCCAUCACUGCGGUGCCCCUCCCUCAUCUACCCAGAGAGUCUACAAGAGAGCAAAGAGUUAGCGCACCGACAUAUGUACCUUCUGUGGAGGUUUAUGAUGAGCGGGUUGGCCCUAUCCAGAUUGCGUCGCAGGCACGAGACAAGCACGGUGACAAAUACAGAGACAGGGAACGGGAGCAUGAUAAAGAGCUGGACCGGGAAAGUUACAGGUUUCCUGAGAGGAGCCUGACAGAACAUCCUCGACUUUCCCAGUCUGGCGACUCAGGCAAUCAUCGGGAGGAGGGUUCUGUAAUUUGUUCCAACGGUUCCAAUGGAAAACGAGGCCAGGACUCUUCUCACUCUACUAAUCAAUCAAGGUUUAGCCCAGAGGCACGGGACAUGUCCAAAUACUCAAGUCGUCUGGGCUUAGAGCAGACUGGCACGGACAGGAAUUGGAAUUCCAUUAGUCCACUGACUAACUAUGCUACCAAUCACAUGGCGGCCCUCGCUGCCCAACACGGACGCACGCUGUCUUCUCCACACAGUCAGCAAUCGCACACACAAAUUUCCCAUUCCCCUCACACAACCAACCGGCCAACCACUAACUCAAACUCACACAGGCAUUCCCCGCAAACAGAGCGUGGACAGAGCCGUACGGGUGAGGAAGGGAGUCAGAGAAUCUACCUGGACCCUUCAGCCCUUUACCGACCAGGAGUCUCUGUUGGGGCGGAAAGACCUGCUGGCCCCUCGGAGGUGUCAGCCAUGCAGAGUCUCAUCAAAUACAGUGGGAAUUUUGCUUCUGAAGGGCCUUCCUCCUCUGGGCUCGCGGCAGACACCCGAGGGCCCUUCGGGGGUUUGGCGAGUAUUGGGCUGGCAGCUGAUCGAGAGCGGGAAAGAGACAGGGAGAGGUCAGUCAUCGGCUCAAAUGCUUCUGGUUCCUUACGUGUGCCACCUCAGCUGAAAAGAGAGCAGGAUCGGCCCGACAGCGCCCGCUCCUUUGGUCGAGAGAUUGAGGGAGAAGUGCGCCACCCGCCAGUUGGCAUUGCUGUUGCUGUGGCCAGGCAAAGAGAAAGCACCAGCAGUAAACAGGCCCCUGGAUCUUCAGACCCCCAGAGAUCUCUUCUACCGACAGCUAUUAAAGAUGAAGAACGAGGAGAAGAGCGUGCGCGUCAUCAUGACGACAGACUGCUCGCAGGCCGAUUGGAACGUAAUGACAAAAUGCUCAGAGACCCCAAAGAACUACCCGACUUCACCCAGUUGCAUCCGCCACUGCUUUCUAGUAGCUUGACACCUAAUAUGAUGACAACCAGCCUCAUGACCCCCAACCUUAUGGUGACGGGUGGAGCAGGGCGGUGGCAUCCCGACCCAUCAACACUGACCUCUAACCCCUGGCUGCCUCGGCCUGGAGCCCCUCCAGUCUGGCUCUCCAGCUCACCAUACAAUUUGAGCUCUUCCUCCCUUCACCAGACGCUUCCCCCAGGCUAUCCACCAUCCCUACCAGGCUCCAUACCUCCUCCCUUCCAGUUUGUCAGAGAUUCACAGACUGGAAAGCUUAUAGUGAUCCCGACAGAACACCUGCCACAUUAUGGUGGAGACGUAUUGGAGCGCGGGACCCCUGUGUGGCCUGGGGUAUAUGGUGCGGGCACUUCCCUUCAGCAUGCAGCCCAGCUCCAACUCCUCUCCCAGCAGCAGAUGCUCCGACAACAGGAGCUGCUCAUGAUCCAGCAGCAUACGGCGCAGGUUUUGGAGCUGCAGAGAAAUGCACAGCUUGUUGAGCAUUUAAAGGCCACUGAGCAUCGGCCAAACACUGAUGACAAAGCAGAAAAGCAGAAUGCUGAACCCAAGGCGCGACAAUCCUCCACAUCUUCCCCAUCUCCCUCACCCGUCCUCCAACCCCGCAAGCCACCCCCUUUGUCUCGCUCGCCGACACCCUCAACGUCUUCCCUUACCCCGCUACCGCUGCUGUCCUCACCAGUGACCCAUCUGAAGUCAGAGGAAGGGAGGCAGAGAGUAUUGUCUCACCCUCCCACACCCCUGCCACGCACUUCCUCCCCAUGUUCAGCCUCACCACCUCCAUCCUCACCGCGGCUGCCGAAACACGAGUCUGCUGACAACGCGCAAGCGGAUAGGGGAGAGCGGAGAGAUGGACAUAAGACUGCUUUUCAAGACAUCUACUCAGAGCUCUCACCCGGUUACCCUUACCAGUCGAUCACUACUCCUUUUGGUCAGACCGUCCCAUCUUAUCAUAUCCCAGGAAACACAGAAGCGCUUCCACGGCGCCACUCCCACACUUUGGACUUGAGUGCCUCCUUGCCCUCAACCCACCUCCAUUCAAGGCUGCUGGAUGCUGAUAUCAAACCACAAAAACUGACAACAGAGAAUGAGUCAUUCCUGAAACAGGAACCGACCGUAGAAAAACAUCAAUCGGACUUGAUGCCAGAACCACUAAUUCCGCUAUUGCGUAGCUGCAGUCCCGUCGGAGCUCGACAGAAUAGACGGGAUGAAGGGGCUCCGUUGAAACUUCAGUCGAUUCCUCAGGUUCCUAGUCCUUCCCCGCAGCAGAGUCAGAUUGUUGAUGAUGUCAGAUUAGAUGACAAGGAUGGACAAAUCAAAACAGAGGUGCAAUCAUAUCAGUGUCAAGAAGCUUAUUCUUCUCCACGCAAUGGAGCUGAGCCUGAAGCAGUUGUUUACAAGGAUCCAGAGCGAAUGCAAUACCCGUUGAACCUCACAGCAGAUCUGGACAGCCAGGAAUCUACUAAGCAAGCUGUAAUUGAAUCCCAACAGCGGACUACACCAAAGCAACGCACUCCAAGUCAGAAGGAAGACAGGCCUAAAAUUGCAGACACCUCGGAGUCACCGCUCCCUCUGAUCCUCGGUCCUGAAGAUCCAAUGUCGGGGAUGCUCGCUCUGCUCAAAGCCAGCGAGAUGUCUCAGCCGUAUCCUCUUAGUCAGACCACGUCAACGCUCAUCCAGUCGAAUCAAAUUUCUGUAGACUGCGGCAACGCUGGUCCGCUAGAGAUUGUGGCACUGGAGGGCAUGGCUUUGCUCAGUCAAAUGGCCCAGCAAGAGAUGGAGAAUAUCAGCACAGAGCAGGAUUUGCCAAAACAAGGUUUUGACUAUCUUCUUGAGGCAAGCAGACAGAUUCUUCUGGAGGCCAUAGAGAAACAGUCCUACAUUGAUCUGCCCCGAACACUCGAUCCCAACAGGAAGUACAGCUGGAGGCAGAGGAAGGAGGAGCCGCUCUUUAGCAAAAUGUCCAUGGAUGUGUUGGAUGCGGUGGAGGUGGAAUACCGCAUUCGCUUGGCUGAGCUACAGAAAACAUACAAGGAAAAGCAGCGAGAGAUGAGCAAGCUGCAAAGACGCAGAGACAAGCAUGAGCGGCUUCAGGACGAUGACAGACGGACACUAACCAGGCGGGGCAGAGGCCGACCCAGGAAGAGAAAACACUUGGCCACGCCUCCCAAACUGGACGGCAGGCCUGCAAAGGUGGGAAGGACAGUGCAAUACUCUGGGGAUUCUGAAACGGGGGAAGGACACAGAAAAAAGUUUCGGCUGUCCAGAGAAGACGAGGAGACAGAGUUGGGAAAUUUAGGCGUGAAAAUAAAAAAGAAGAAGAUAUACAAAGGCUGGAAAGACCAGGAUGCAUCUUGCAGUCAUGUUCCGGAGGGGCUGAAGGUGAAACGUGGCCACUUGUGUGAGCAGGAGCAGCUCGCGUCCGACCUUGAUAGAGCGCUUUCGCUCUCGCGGCUUGACUCCAUGGGCGCAUCCUGUAAACUUGCUUCUGGCUCGAAAGGAGAUCGGCCAAGGGGCAAGUCCACGGACAGCCAACCGAAGGAGCGAACCCUCCACUUGACGUCUAAAGGCAAAUACAAGGUCUCUACGAAGGCUUCGGAGGCCACACGGAAGGUGAAAGGUCAGAAGAAAAGCGCUUUUUGCUCCCCAAUGAGAUCAGAGCUCAGCAGCUGCUCUAAUAACUCUGAUUCUGAGGGUCACAAUUCUGCAAGAGGGGGCUGGCCCUCUCUCACUGGGACACGGCCACUCGGCAACCUGACGCGCAAGAGACACGCCGCAUUGUCGCCGACCUCCAUGCUGUCCAAUGCUAAGUCGCAGAAGAAAAAGAAGAAGAAAAAACAUAAGAAACACAAGCACUUAUCCCUGCUGCUGGAAGAAGCAGACCUGAGCUCCUCUGACGACUCCUUCGAUCAAGAAUCUUCGGAGGAUGAUUACGAAGACGACUACAAUGAGGAGUCCGAUUCGGAAGACGAGGAGAGCGGCCUUGGUCUGUUGGCCAGGUUCGCAGCGAGCGCUCUCCCCGUCAGUUCUGUCCCUUUGAGCCUUCUUCCUGAUGGCAAACAUCAUAGCCGGCCAAGCACUUUGGGUUCAUCAGAGUGCGAGUGGUCUGACUCUGGUUCCGACUUGCGAUUGAGGAAGUUCCCGUCUUUGCUGCAUGGCAAACGCUCCGCUCCGGAACUCCCCCUGCUGCCCCCGGCGAGCCGUCGCAUCGAGCAGGGCAGCCCGAGCAAGCGUGACGAAACGCAGCCCGUCAAACGCAAGCCUCUACCUAUUAAACAGCGAGCCUCGCAGCGGCGGUUCAGCUUCGAUCUGGCAACCGCUUCCGGCUUGGGUGGCUUCAGCGAGGACGAAGCCUGGAACCGCCGACGCAGCGAGAGGAUCUUCCUCCACGAUGCCAACCAGCCAGUCAAUCACUCAUCCUUGUCCAACACCAGCCAGAGCUCCUCCUUUAGCUCAACCACUAAGCCCGUCUCCAGACCAAAACAGUCUCCUCCCAACCGAGAGGGCAAAGAUGCAGUGAAAAAAAAGAAGACAAAGGAGUCCUCUUCUAUGCCUGUGAGCCCAUCCUCUCUGGCUAGUCCAAUAAGGGACGGCACCACGGCUCUAAGCCUGAGCCCGGCGCGGAAGAGCCAAUCGAAAACCAAGACCAAGGCCCGGGAGCAGUCCAGGGGAGCAGUGAGCCGCCUGAUGGAGAGCAUGGCUGCCGACGAAGACUUUGAGCCCAAUCAGGACAGCAGCUUCAGUGAAGACGAGCUCCUCCCACCGCGCAGCAAUAGCGUGCCCGAGAGGUCCUCCACACCAGCUCCAGUGCAGUGUGUGUUGGACAAAGACUCUUUGGCCGACGGGCUUCGUGUUUUGAUCCCGAUGGAUGACCAACUUCUAUAUGCAGGACAUGUUAACACCGUGCACUCACCUGAUAUAUACAGUGUGGUUGUGGAGGGCGAGAGAGGAAACCGGCCGCACAUCUACUGCUUGGAGCAACUGCUGCAGGAGGCUAUCAUUGAUGUGAAGCCUCCGUCGGUGCGCUAUCUCCCCGAGGGCACCCGCAUCGCUGCUUACUGGAGUCAGCAGUACCGCUGCCUUUAUCCUGGCACAGUUGUCAACGGAAGUUCAGACAUCGACGAGAACGACGAUCUCAUCACUGUGGAGUUUGACGAUGGCGACACAGGACGCAUCCCCCUCUCUCACAUCCGACUUCUGCCUCCAGACUACAAGAUCCAUUGCGCUGAACCUUCCCCGGCACUUCUGGUGGCCAGUUGCUCGCGCAGGAGGGUGCGCAAAUGCAGCAAAGAGGGCAAAGAGGCCAAGACUGAUGAAAAUUCACCAAAGGUCAAGGGGAAACCUGGUCGCAAGCCCAAACCCAAACCAGAGAGCUCCUUAAACUCUGACUGCAACGAGAAAACAGAGUCUCAAUCAUCUGUCCAACCUGCAGACAAAGCCCAGGAUUUGAGCAAAGGAGCACAGGAGAGGGCAUCGUCAGUCCAGAAAGCAGCUCAGGAGAAGCCUCGGCCUGCCUCGAGGCCCGCGGUGGGAGCACAAUUAAAACCAGGCCAAAAGAGCGCCAUGGCAUCCCCUUCAAGUAGUCCUACCUCGGUUGGACCCAGAAAGAUCAGCUUGUCUUGUGGUGCUAAAGCUAAACCUAAAGCUAAGCAGUCUUCUUCACUCUAUCCUUCCACGUAUGGAAAGGUGCUGACUGUGGACCUGUACAGCGAGCCCAAUCUGACCUCGUAUAACGGACAGAGUAAAGAAAGAGAGACCAGCAGUAAUGUCACCUCCAACAGGGCUAUGUCCAGACCCAGCAUGUCAACAUUAGCAAGUGCAGUGAAACCUAUUUUAUCCUCAAAUCCCAGGUCUGCUUCCAAUCCUGUAUCCAAAAACAAACCCUCCUCUGAUCACCACGGCAGCUCCAGGCCCAUUGGGUCUGUUCUCCUUCCAAGCCCAGGACCGAGGCUGUCAGCAGGCAAAUCCGGCUCCUCCUUGACGCCAAGGUCAUCAUCAACAACGCUCCCUGGACCCAAACUGAAGAUGUCAUCUGAGCAGUUAGCAUCCAGGACUAACUCAAUCUCGAGGCUGAAGCCCACUUCCAGACAGGGGGACCCAGGAGCGGUGAUGAAGCGGAAGCCUAUGCCGGCCGAACCUCUUGUGAAGCUCGAUCACGAGGGCGUGACCUCGCCCAAAACUAAAAAGACCAAAGCGCUGAUGUUGCUAGAGGGCCAGAGUGUCAGACGGGAGCCUACCCCCGUGAACACAGCCGACCAGAAGCUGCUCAAAUCCAAACCGAGAGCUCCAAAGUGCGAUUCCGGCCUGCGGGAGAAGGAGUCAGCCUACGCCGCGCAAGUGCUCGCUAAAGAGAGAGGCGAGAGCCGCGGUAGAGGACAGGAAACAGAUGCCAGGGACGAGAAAGGCGUGAAGGAAGAGCAAAUUGAGGAAGACAGACGGCGGGAGAUGAAGAUGAAGGAAGAGUCUCAAAGUAGCAGCAGCAGCAGCUCCGAAUCAGAAGAAGAAAGUGGGAAAGGCAGUGUGAAGCAAAAGAAGAAAUGCACCUCAAGCUGCUCUUCCUCUUCAUCUUCCUGCUCCGGCUCAUCCUCAUCUUCAUCAUCAUCAUCGUCUUCCUCCUCAUCAUCCUCGUCGACCGAUGACUCUUCCUGCAGCUCAGACGAAGAGAGGACCCCCACCCCUCCUCCGGGCCCGCCCUCUCCUGUGCCAUUAGCACAGGACCAAACGAAAGAAGAGCAGCAAAUGGUAGAGGAGGACAUUAAAGUUAAAGAAGAGGUGGAUGUCAAAGUGGAGGAAGAGGAGGAGGAGUCUCCUCGCUCCCGUUCCCCAUCGACCUCGCCGACACCCUCCGUUCCAGUGAAAGCAGCUAAACCGGCCACCGGCAAGGGUUCCGGACAAAGGGGCCGUCCUCCGAAACCGAAGCCCAACGGAGGAGAGGGAAAAGUGGGCAGGCCAAAGCGGAGAGAGGGGGUCCACCUCCCGACCACCAAGGAGUUGGCCAAACGCCAACGCCUUCCUAGUGUGGAAAACAGACCUAAAAUCUCGGCGUUCCUUCCAGCCAGACAGCUGUGGAAAUGGUUUGGGAAACCCACUCAGAGACGAGGGAUGAAGGGCAAAGCCAAAAAGCUGUUCUACAAGGCCAUCGUGCGAGGCCGAGAAAUGAUCCGCAUCGGCGACUGCGCCGUUUUUCUUUCCGCCGGAAGGCCCAACCUCCCCUUCAUCGGUCGCAUCCAGAGCAUGUGGGAGUCAUGGGGCAGCAACAUGGUGGUCAGGGUCAACUGGUUUUACCAUCCGGAGGAAACCAACCCCGGCAAGAAACUUACUGACAAGAAGAACUGGGAACAAAUUUGCGGGCAAUCUUUACCAGCAGCUCUGCAUUCUUCUAUACAACGCAAGGACUUUAUGGAGCGCGCCCUCUACCAGUCGUCUCACAGCGAUGAGAACGACGUUCAAACAGUCAGUCAUAAAUGUCUGGUGGUUGGAGUGGAGGAGUACCAACAGAUGACACACACACGUCGUUACGCCGAGAGCGAGGACCUCUACUACCUGGCCGGCACCUACGAGCCCACCACGGGCAUGAUCUUCAAUACGGACGGGGUCCCGGUCAUCUGCUAA
Nerophis lumbriciformis (worm pipefish) is the source of this 8943-nucleotide messenger RNA. NCBI's taxonomy places the organism in Eukaryota, Metazoa, Chordata, Actinopteri, Syngnathiformes, Syngnathidae. The record is from RefSeq and is a predicted model, not a curated record.